GACUUUUCAUUUGCCGCGAUUAGCCGCAUUUUCUGCUCACCAGUCGCCUCGGUCGGCUGCUGGACAGAAUGCUCUGGUUGGCACUACUCCUCGUUGGCAUACUCUGCCUGCUGCUGUGGAAUCACUUGUGCCGGAAGAGGCGCAACCAUAUGCUGCACUAUAUGCCAGGUCCGCCGACAUUGCCGUUUCUAGGGAAUGUGCUCCUCUAUCGCGGCAUUGAUGGCGAACAUAUAAUGGACUAUACGCUGGCCAAUUGCAAGAAAUAUGGUCGCAUGUAUCGCAUCUGGGCGCUCUAUCAGCUGGCCAUCUUCUCCACCGAUCCGCGUGAUGUGGAGUUCGUCUUGGGCAGUCCACAGUUAAUCACAAAGAACAAUAUAUACAAUCUGCUGCGGCCCUGGCUGGGCACCGGCCUCCUGAUGAGCACGGGCAGCAAAUGGCGUGCUCGACGCAAAAUCAUUACGCCCACCUUCCAUUUCAAGAUACUCGAGGAGUUCGUGGACAUCUUUGAUCAGCAGAGCUCCAUAUUGGUGCUGCAGCUGCAGCAGCAUGCCGACGGCCGAACUCCGCUCAACAUAGUACCCUUUAUUUUUCUAACGGCACUCGAUAUUAUAGCAGAAACCGCCAUGGGCACCAAAGUAAAUGCACAGAAGCAGCCCCACUUGCCAUAUGUGCAGGCUAUAUAUGAGUUAGCGAGCAUCAUGACAGACCGCUUUAUAAAGCCAUGGCUGCGCAAUGAAUGGAUAUUUCGUUUGAUGAAGCCAAGGCUGGCCAAGAAGUAGGAUGCGCUGAUCAGAGUAAUGCACGAGUUUACCGAAUGCAUCAUUAAGCAGCGACGCGAGGCGCUCGUCAACGAUCAGCAGCAGCAGCUAAAUACUGGCGAUGAGGGCAACGUUCCGGGUCAAAAGCGUCGCUUGGCGCUGCUAGAUGUGCUGCUGCAGGCCACCGCGUUGAAUGGUGCGCCGCUGAGCGAUGAAGAUAUACGCGAAGAGGUGGACACGUUCAUGUUCGAGGGCCAUGACACAACCACAAGCGGCAUAUCGUUCUGUUUCUACGAGAUCUCACGCCAUGCGGCCGUGCAGCAGCGCCUGAUCAAUGAGAUUGACGAGGUGCUCGAGUAUUUGGAGUGUGUAAUCAAGGAGGCGUUGCGCCUCUAUCCACCCGUGCCCAUCAUAGCGCGCACCUUUAGCGAGGAUGUGCAGAUACGCGGCAAACGCAUUCCCGCCGGCACCGAUUUCUUUGUGGGCAUCUUUGCGCUGCUAAGGGAUGCUCGCGAAUUCCAGGCGCCCAAUGAAUUCCGGCCCGAGCGCUUUGCCAGCGACGUGUUCACGUCGACGACGACAGAAUCGCAACCACACCAGGUGCAUCCAUAUGCCAAUGUGCCCUUCUCGGCGGGUCCGCGCAACUGCAUUGGCCAGAAGUUCGCCAUGCUCGAGAUGAAGUGCACCAUUUGCAGGGUGCUGCAGCAUUUCGAGCUGCUGCCGUUGGGCCCACAACCGCGGCCCAUGCUUAGCCUCGUCUUGCGAUCGGUAAAUGGCGUGCACCUGGGCCUGCGUCCACGCCUGGAUAAAUACCUCGUGCCAAUAUAUCGCUGCACACUUUUGAAUAAACCAAGUAGUCAGAAAAUGAUACAAAUUUUAUAUUUGUAUUUGGUAAAUGAAUGCAAGUCUUUCUUUGCAGAGUAUGCAAAGAUGUUGCUCGUAUUGUUAGUGACUGCUUUGGUAGUUUUUUUGUUGCGCUUCCUGUUGCAACUGUUAUGGAAGGAGCGCAGGCACCGCCAGCAACUGGAGGGCGUGGCGCCCAAUGUGUCCCAAGUGCCGCUCAUUGGCACGCUCUGGCAGAUGCGUGACUUUCAGCCGGAUAAUUUACACGAAAAGUUUGCGGCUUAUGUGAAGCGUUACGGGCGCAGUUUUGUGGCCACAACAUGCGGCCGCAUGGUGCUGGUCACCGCCGAGCCGAGGCAUGUGGAUGCGCUGCUCUUGAGCAAACAGCAGCUGCGAAAGAGCGUCGUUUAUGGCGCCCUGGGCGGCUGGCUGGGCAACGGCUUGCUGCUCAGUCGUGGCGAUCGUUGGCAUGCCAUGCGCAAGAUUAUAACGCCCACAUUUCACUUUAGCAUCUUGGAGCAGUACAUCGAGGUGUUUGACAGGCAGUGCAAUGUGCUGGUGGGCAAACUGAAGCCCCUGGCCGCAGACACCGAUCAGCAGGCGUUCAACAUAUAUCCGUAUAUGUGCCUGGCUGCACUGGACAUCAUCAGCGAGGCGGCGAUGGGCGUCAGUGUCGAUGCGCAGCGGAAUGUGGAUGCGCCGGUGGUGCAGGCUGUUAAGGACGUGACCAAUAUACUGGCGACACGUUUUAUGCGACCGCAUUUGUUGCCACCGCUGCUGUUCCGCUUGCUCUGGCCCAGCGGCUACCGCAAGCAGUGGGACGGCGUCCAGUGUCUGCACAGCUUCACCGACGACAUCAUCAAGCGGCGUCGUCAGCUGUUGCUGCAUGAGCAGCAGCUGGGCAAACGGUCCGCCUUAUUGGAUACAUUGCUGCAGGCACGCCUGGAGGGCGCACCGCUGACAGACGCACAGAUACGCGAUGAGGUGAGCACGUUCAUCUUUGCGGGCCACGAUACGACCACAUCAGCCGCCUCCUUCUGCCUGUUUCUGCUGUCGCGCCAUGCGGCAGUGCAGCGACGUUUGUUUGAGGAGCUGUAUGCCCACUAUGGCCCGGCUGUGGAUCGUCCGGUUAUCUAUGGCGACUUUGCGGAUCUGCCCUAUUUGCACUGCGUGAUCAAGGAGUCGCUGCGCCUCUAUCCGCCCAUACCAGCGGUGGGCCGUUGCCUGGAAAGCGAUUUGGUGUUGGCAGGUGAGGCAGGUGAGGCGCAUGUGCCCGCGGGCACCAAUGUGAUUGUGCUGCUCUGGCAGCUGCUGCACGACGAGCAGCUGUACGAGGACCCGCUGCGCUUCUGGCCGGAGCGGCAUUUGGACAGCCAUAAAGCGCCAGAUGCUGGCGCCGCCAGAGCCUGCUCCAGCUAUAUACCAUUCAGCGCUGGUCCGCGCAAUUGCAUUGGCCAGCGUUUUGCGCUGCUGGAGCUGAAGACGAUUGUCAUCAAAAUGUUGCGGCAUUUCGAGCUGCUGCCACUUGGCGCCGAUGUGAAGCCUUCAAUUAAAAUUGUGCUGCGCUCCGCCACGGGCGUUAAUUUGGGCUUAAAGAAGCGUUCGUACGCGAAUUGAAUGUGAUUUAGUUGUUUCGUGGCGUAAACAAUAAAUACAUAUGUUUGGUUUA
This is a messenger RNA of Drosophila montana, 3270 nucleotides long. RefSeq lists its product as uncharacterized. The record is from RefSeq and is a predicted model, not a curated record. Lineage: Eukaryota; Metazoa; Arthropoda; Insecta; Diptera; Drosophilidae. Gene Ontology annotation, molecular function: heme binding; monooxygenase activity; oxidoreductase activity, acting on paired donors, with incorporation or reduction of molecular oxygen. The transcript is spliced from 10 exons.